Molecule: messenger RNA, 3026 nt
Organism: Procambarus clarkii (red swamp crayfish)
Lineage: Eukaryota; Metazoa; Arthropoda; Malacostraca; Decapoda; Cambaridae
Source: RefSeq, a predicted model, not a curated record
CCUGUAGUGGUGGUGGUGGUGGUGGUGAUGGUAGGCGCUGAUCAAAGACAACUACGCAGAUAGAUUAUAAAGCAAGACGUGACAAAGAGUUGGCUUUCAGGACACACACCAGCAAGUUGACUCACACGACCCCAACAUUCCUGCUGGAGCCCCCCCUCCCCCCCCCAGGUGAAGGGUUCCCUCCAAGGUCAAGGUCUGGGGAGGGAGGGAGUGACCUCUGACCUUCAGCUGGUGGACACUGGUGGUUGUGUUGGCCAUUGUUAAUGUUAGAGUGUGUGGGGUGUGAGGCACUAUUACUUACCUGUGUUACUGUUACAGAGUGGUGGUGAUGGUGGCAGUGAUGUCGUGGUGGCAGUGAAGGAGCAGUAGCAGCAGCACCAUGGCCCGGGGCUGUGACAACACCAACAUGAACCACAACAACCCAACCCAGCAGCAGCACCUGGAGUGCGACGUGCCCACAAUCCAUAUCAAAGACGGAGGUGACGACGACGACGAGGACGACGACGACGCCCAGGUGUUCCUCCAACACCUGGGCACGAACUACGGCAUCACGGCCCGCUCCAAGACCAGCAGGAGGUCCAUUACUCUCAGCAAGGAAGAGUCGCGGGUCGGGUCGGCGGUGUCUACGGCGGUGUCGAGGCAGAAGUCGUCGCGUACACUGAUAGACGUCACCACGCGGCUGACGCAGGGCAACGAGGGCCAGCUCUACCGGCUCCUCUCAGCCAAGAGGAAUCACAUCCAGGAACUUAGCAGUGAUGUUAUUUUCCUCCACAACAGAAUCAAGGAACUGGAGGAACAGAACAGGUUGCUGGUGCGCAUGGGCAAGAGGCAGGAGGCGGCGCUCACCAGGUACCAAGACACCAAGAGCGAACUUCCUCAUAUCAUCGAGGCCCACAAGAUCGAGAUUAAUGUCCUACAGGAGAAACUUCGCAGGUCGACAGAGGUGAACCGUCGAAACGGCGAGAAGCUGAAAGUGACAGACUCUCGAGUGAACAAGCUCACAGAUGAACUGACCCGCCUGAGGGAACUGAGUCGCAAGAGGAAUCUUCCUGAGCGGGAGGAACUCAACAGGAAGCUGAGUGCUGCCGCCAAGGCACUCCAAGACAAGGAAAAAGAAUUAGAGGGAGCGCGACGCCGCCUGGCCGUGCUGGAGAAGUCGCUGAGGCAACAGGUGCAGGCGGAGGUGGGCAGACACAGAGCCACCGCCAAGAAGCUCUACACUCUCCAGUGUCAACACCACAAGGUCCUCGACACUCUUCUGGAGCGUGAGAGAGAGUUGGAGUCGCUGCAGCAGUACCGGCGGAGGAGUGAGGGAGCCGGUGAGAGCACCUCCACCACGGCUGCCUCCUCCCGCUCGCCCUCACUCUCAGCAAGACGCAAGUCUGGACGCAAGCACAGCAGCGAGUCCUCGGACACCAACACCUCUGGCAUUGUGUCAGCCAUUGAGGCCGCCUCCAGCGAGUCCCGCGCCUCGCUCACCCUAGAAGCGAGUGGUCGGCUGCCGCCAAUUAGCGCUGGGAGUCGAGGGAAGACAGAGGCGGGUGACCGCGCCUCGCUACGCGGCUCCCCAGAAGCACCAGCCCGCAGGCUCAGGCUACGGACACACUCCUCCACAAAUGAAGGAGUCGAGGAGAGACGCAGGGUAAGACGAAGCCGGCGCUCUCCAAGGUCGUGUAAAGAAGAAGGCUUCAUAAUCACCCCACUUGCCACUCCAACACCCAGCCCGGUCACCACGCCUGAACCUUCCGACCUCGGCUCACAACCUGACGCCAAUGCUGUGGAUGAUGGGGCAAGCCGCCCUGGUCAUACUGAUCACAGGCGACGACUGCGGUUGGCAGCAUCACUGCGGGAUGCUAGACGUAAUGUAAGCAAGGAGAUUGGUCACGAGAAGGACCUUGAUGACGAUCAAGGAAUACCAACUGGUGACAGGGAUUCAUCUGGUAAACGAGAAUUUUCUCUAAUAGAGAACUACCCACCUCGGGAACGCAUCACUCUUAACGGUGGCUCAAGUGGUGGUUCCGACAGUGGUAGUUGUACGUCCUCUCCUCCUACAAAAUCUGUCCCACAUCUCAAUGAUUCCAGCAUUCCUUCCCGCCUCUCACAACUAGACUCUCCCUUGCCUGCACGAGCAGUUCCAAAGAGAGAGAACACAGCCACAUCUGCUGAUCUUCGAACAUUUUCAAGUCUCUCCAAACUUGAUUCCAGCAGUUCACCGAAGCCAACACGAAGUGCUGUUACUCCAUGAGAUAAUAGGUUGUUAUUACAUUACUUUUAUUAUCCAAACAUCCUUUUGACAUUACUUAUUAUUGAGGUAUAUUCUGAUCUGAAACAUUAUUAAUUCGAAGGUUAUAAUCGAAGGAAAGAUUUCUUUAUACAGUAUUAACAUUGAACUGUGAGUAAUACAUUAUAAUGAGCCACUUUACUGUAUUAUAUGCUAAUGUAUGUAUAUAUGAGUGGAUGUGUAUAUUAGUGUAUGUGUAUACUAGGGUAGGUAUAUACUAAGGUAGGUGCAAAGUAAUAAGUUUUGUAUGACAAUAUAAUAAAAUAUAGUGCAUCCAGGAAAAUAAUUAACAAAUUUAAUACACUUUUAUAAUUGUUCCAGAUGAUAUUGUUAGGCAGUAAUAGUUUUUUUAAUUUAUCAGUCAUUUUCUAUGAACAUUUAGAACCAAUGAAUUUUAAUUUUGAUUUUAAUUGUAUAUAUUAAAUAUUGUUUGUAUUCAUUAAAACACAGUGUAAAGAAAUUAUCGAACAUACUACAGUUCUUAUUUCAUUUUUGUAGAUAGAGUAGAGUUGGACGUUUUUGAUUGAAGACGCGAGCAGUGUGGGGCAGCUAGAGGCGCUCAGUAUUACUGAUCCAUUUCCUUGGCACUCAAACCUCUCUCAGUUUGUAUGAUUCGUCUCCCCAGUUCUAUAUUGAAUUAGGGUUACUAAUUUUAUAGAACUCGUUAUAAUUUUCAUGGGUUCUAUUUAGAAUUAGGGAGCUAAUUUAAUAGAACCAAACUAUAUAAAUAAAUUUUUUUAUUAAA